UAAAAACAUUGCACUGGCAGAGGUGACUCUCUGCUCUGACACUCUACAGCGCUACCACUCAGUCACUCACCACCCACCAUCUAUUUAACCGAGGAGAAGAAAGAUCAAAGAAGAAGAAGAAGAAGAAGAAGAAGCAACCGACGCUCUCUUUCAAUUCCCAACUUCGGAUAACUCGAGGGAGAAAAUGGCGAAAUCACCGGAGACAGAGCACCCACAGAAGGCAUUCGGCUGGGCCGCCAGAGACAGCUCCGGCGUCCUCUCGCCCUUCAAUUUCUCCCGCAGGGAAAAUGGAGAUGAAGAUGUGACCAUAAAGAUCCAUUUCUGUGGGAUCUGCCACUCUGACUUGCAUGCCAUCAAGAAUGAGUGGGGCUUUGCUCAUUACCCCAUGGUUCCAGGGCACGAGAUCGUUGGCAUUGUGAUGAAAUCGGGUAAAAACGUUGAGAAGUUCAGAGAGGGGGAUCGAGUGGGAGUUGGAGUGAUGGUGGGAUCAUGCAUGUCAUGCGAUUACUGCAACCAGGACCUGGAGAACUACUGCCCAAAAAUGAUAUUCACCUACAACUCCGUCUACCAUGAUGGAACUGCAAACUAUGGUGGAUAUUCUGAUAUGAUCGUCGUUGAUCAGCACUUCGUGGUCCGCAUUCCUGACGCCAUGCCAUUCGAUGCUGGGGCUCCAUUGCUGUGUGCUGGAGUGACUGUGUACAGCCCCAUGAAGUACUAUGGAAUGACUGAGCCAGGGAAGCACUUGGGAAUUGUUGGGCUCGGCGGGCUUGGCCAUGUUGCUGUGAAGAUUGCCAAAGCUUUUGGGUUGAAAGUUACUGUGAUUAGUCACUCGCCGGGGAAGGAGACUGAGGCUGUUGAUAGGUUGGGAGCUGAUGGGUUCCUUGUCAGCAGUGAUCCUCUCAAAAUCAAGGCUGCUUUUGGUAGCAUGGAUUACAUAAUCGACACAGUCUCAUCAGUUCAUGCACUGACACCACUCCUAGCCCUUCUGAAGCCUAAUGGGAAGCUGAUCACUCUAGGCUUGCCUGACAAGCCCCUUGAGCUUCCCAUCUUCCCUCUAGUUCUAGGUCGAAAGCUGGUGGGAGGGAGCGACAUUGGAGGGAUGAAGGAGACGCAGGAGAUGCUCGACUUCUGCGCCAAGCACAACAUCACUGCAGACGUGGAGGUAAUUCCCAUGGAUCAAGUCAAUGUCGCCAUGGCGAGGCUUGCUAAGUCGGAUGUCAGAUACCGAUUUGUAAUCGAUGUUGCCAACUCCUUGUCGAAAUGACUCAGCUGUGAUUCAAAGAUGUGAUGAAUGAUCACCGUAUGAACCCUUUUGGUGGCAGGGCAAACUAUCUUUAAACUAAAGCUUUUCCUUUUAGCUGGUUCUUGUGGUUUUGAGUCUGAUAAUGUAUUGGAUAUUUGAAUUCAUAAUUGACUCUAUUAUGUUUUAGAGUCUGAACUAUAUCCGGCAUAUGAAGAAAAGGCUAAUCUUUUAGAGUUGCUUUCAUAUUUAAGAAUCCAUGACCCAACCAAACAAUUGAGCUCCAAAAGCCUCUUGGAAUGGCCAUGGCCCAUGGCAUACAAGCGGUGAAGUCACUCAUAGAGUCAUACAUAACAACAAUAUGAGUUCCAUAGCGAGC
Messenger RNA from Linum tenue, 1619 nucleotides. Lineage: Eukaryota; Viridiplantae; Streptophyta; Magnoliopsida; Malpighiales; Linaceae. The record is from the annotation of a GenBank genome assembly.